AUGGCAUUCGAUCCACCAGAUAGACCAGUUUCUCAGCUAGCCAGUUUAGUACCCAACCAAACAAUCACUCAUUUCGACAGCUUCGUCUUGGAGGAAGGCCAUGAGUUGAGGCAUGUUCCCGUGGCUUACAAAACUUGGGGUAAGCUCAACGACAACAAGGAUAACGUUAUGAUUAUCUGUCACGCUUUGUCCGGCAGCGCAGACGUCGAAGACUGGUGGGGUCCUCUUAUGGGCGCGAAUAAGGCUUUUGAUCCAAGCCGUUACUUUAUUUACUGUGGCAAUGUCAUCGGUAGUCCUUACGGAACUGUCUCACCUGUUUCCGUAAAUCCAGACACUGGGAAGCUAUACGGCCCUGAAUUCCCUAUCAGCACCGUCCGUGAUGAUGUCCGUCUUCAUAAGCGAGUACUCGACGGUAUGGGUGUCACAUCAGUAGCUGCUGUUAUAGGUGGUUCAAUGGGUGGUAUGCAAACAAUCGAAUGGGGCAUGUCUUUCGGCAGUCCCUACAUCCGCUCUAUAAUACCAAUAGCUACGUCCGUCAGACACAGCGCUUGGUGCAUAAGUUGGGGUGAAGCUCAGCGCCAAUCUAUCUACUCAGAUCCUGCCUAUUAUGAUGGCUUUUACUACGAGCACCCAGACGCAAGUGAGAGAGCUGGUCCUAUUUCCGGUUUAGGAGCUGCGCGUAUGGCAGCCAUGUUGACAUACAGAUCCAGAGACAGCUUCGAAGCACGUUUCGGUCGUAAGCCACAGCUGGGGCAGGCAGGUCGCAAGUUGUCCAAUGCCACUGGUGACGACAGCGUAUCAAAUGACUCAAACUCAUCGUCAUCUCGCCCUUCUAGUCCUGCAGACGAAGCUAGGGAUGCACAUAAUGAUGGAAAUAUACGCUCGCGCAGCAGCACAUCAGUACCACGCCCCAAAAACCUCUUCACAGCGCAGUCCUAUCUUCGUUACCAGGGUGAUAAGUUCACUUCGAGAUUUGAUGCAAACUGCUACAUACACCUCACACGCAAAAUGGACACGCAUGAUAUAGCAGCUGAGUUUUACAUGGAUGAUGAAGGUGCCAGACACCGAUCAGCAGAUCUGACGAUAGAGGAAGCAUUAACACAACUGCCUAAGAAUAUACUAGUAAUUGGUAUUGAAUCUGAUGGACUGUUCACUCCAUAUGAACAGCGCCAAAUCGGUACAGCACCUAAUGCGAAACUUGUGAUGAUUCCAUCACCAGAUGGACACGACGGCUUCUUGUUAGAGUUUGAAGCCAUCAAUGAGUACGUUGUUGAAUUUCUCAAAGAGGCGCUGCCUGAAAUUUACUCCUCACCACCUCUACUCAAUCUCGAGGAGAUCAAAUCAUUUGACACGCAAAAGACGAGCGUAUUUGGAGAAGCUGAAGCGAAUGACAUUACAGCUUGGUGA
Molecule: messenger RNA, 1407 nt
Organism: Wallemia ichthyophaga EXF-994
Lineage: Eukaryota; Fungi; Basidiomycota; Wallemiomycetes; Wallemiales; Wallemiaceae
Product: Homoserine O-acetyltransferase
Exons: 2
Coding region: 1-1407 (468 amino acids)
Biological process (GO): L-homoserine metabolic process
Molecular function (GO): homoserine O-acetyltransferase activity
Source: RefSeq, a predicted model, not a curated record